GGCGGGACGCAUUACUAAGGCGACGGGCUGGACGCCUCCCCGCUCCGGGAUGAAUUAGCGGCGGGUUCUGCUAGCAGGUUGUGACCCCCCGUGGAGUCGCAGUCUCUCUCUCCAGUGUCCCCGCAACGUCGCGCGGUUCCCCCCGGCGUGGCCCAGGUGCGCGGCCCGCGGUGUCAGAAUCAUGGUGUCAUGGAAGGGGAUUUAUUUUAUACUCUUCCUGUUUGCGGGAAGCUUUUUUGGAAGUAUUUUUAUGCUGGGUCCCAUUAUUCCUUUGAUGUUUAUAAGCCUGUCAUGGUAUCGCUGGAUCAGCAGCCGCCUUGUGGCUACAUGGCUCACGCUUCCUGUGGCGUUGUUGGAGACCAUGUUUGGUGUAAAAGUGGUUAUCACAGGUGAUGCAUUUGUACCUGGAGAAAGGAGCGUCAUCAUCAUGAACCAUCGGACAAGAGUAGACUGGAUGUUCCUGUGGAAUUGUCUAAUGAGAUACAGCUACCUCAGAUUGGAGAAAAUUUGCCUCAAAUCCAGUCUCAAAAGUGUUCCUGGAUUUGGCUGGGCCAUGCAAGCUGCUGCCUUCAUCUUCAUUCAUAGGAAGUGGAAGGACGAUAAGAACCAUUUUGAAGACAUGAUUGAUUAUUUUUGUGACAUCCGUGAACCACUACAACUUCUCAUCUUUCCAGAAGGAACUGACCUCACAGAAAAUAACAAGGCUCGGAGUAAUGAUUUUGCUGAGAAGAAUGGACUUCAAAAAUACGAAUAUGUCUUACAUCCAAGAACUACUGGAUUUACUUUUGUGGUGGACCGUCUAAGAGAAGGUAAGAACCUCGAUGCUGUCCAUGACAUCACUGUGGCAUAUCCUUACAACAUUCCUCAGACUGAGAAACACCUCCUGCUUGGAGACUUUCCCAAGGAGAUCCACUUCCAUGUCCAGAGGUAUCCAAUCGACACCCUUCCCACAUCCAAGGAGGACCUUCAGCUCUGGUGCCACAAGAGGUGGGAAGAGAAGGAAGAGAGACUGCGGUCCUUCUACCAAGGAGAAAAAAACUUUCACUUUACUGGGCAGAGCACAGUUCCACCUUGCAAGUCUGAGCUCAGAGUCCUUGUGGUCAAGCUGCUCUCCAUACUGUACUGGACCGUGUUCUGCUCUGCAAUGUGCCUGCUCGUAUAUUUGUACAGUCUUGUUUGGUGGUAUUUCAUAACCAGCAUCGUGUUUUUCGUGCUGCAGGAGAGAAUAUUUGGUGGACUGGAAAUCAUUGAACUUGCAUGUUACCGCUUUUUCCACAAGCACACACAUUUAAAUUCAAAGAGAAACAAGUAAGCCUGCCGGUCACAUUUACAUGUGAAACCCUAGGGGCGUUAUGGAAAUGCACAGCCUUUGUAAACCAAGAUGAGUUCUGCAUGACUAUGUCAAAUGUUUCUUACUAUCAUCAUCCUUUGUUAAAGAUAUUUUGCACUUAAUUUUGUGGGGGAAAUAUUGCUACAGUUUCUUUAAAACCUCUGAAUGUAAUUCCAAUGCUGCAUAUGUAGCAGGGUCAAUCGCUGUGAAUAACUCGGGCCACAAUAUUAGCAACAAUCAGCAAGCUGUUGAGACAAGAUGGCAAGCUUUUCUGAAAGGGUCAACCCGCUUCUGACAGGCUGCCAGCCCAGGGACAGGCCUGGCACCAUGAACAUGGGCUCCAGCAUGCGGAGGCAGGUGGUAGCCUGGCUUCCCCAUGGGCACGGUCUUUAUCCUUUUCCAGCAGUCAAACUGAAAUUGUCGUGUCCUAAACUGAUCACCAUUUCAUAGGGAGCCCUCCAUGGCUCAUGGUCUCCUGUGCUGAAUGAGACAGCAGGAGACCCCUCUUCCUCCCUGGGAAGUCACACCUGCACUCUGGUUAGGAGCACCUUCAGGCUCUCCAUGUGGGUUUUCAAGGUCAGAAACUGGUUCAGCUUGCGCUUAGCAGGUGUAACUUCAUCUUCAGUGUGAACGACACAUGUAAAGAUGUGCUAGAAGAACAUUCUGGUAUUUCAGACACAAACUGUCUUAUGAAAUACUUUUUUAGAACCUACACACAAUGGAAGGCAGGUAUGUCCUGUGCAUGUAGGGUGUCCACCUUUCGCCAUUAGAGCUACAACAAAAAUGCCCGCAGACAGGAAGGCAUAGCCAAAGCCCCCAAGCCUUGAUCAACUUUACUCUUAAAACCAAAAAUGCUAACCCAGAAAGAGCCCUUUCAAUGAUAGCAAGGACUUCCUCUCUAAUUCUCAACAGUAACAUUUAAAGCCACACUGACCAACUGUUUAUCACAUCAUCCUGUCAUCUGGAAGCAGAGAAGACCCAGCAGACCCAUAGCACCAGUGCCCUGGGUGAGAGAAGCAUGUGGCCAUUGUUUCCACUGAGCUGCAUGGUCCUGGCUUUUGUGACGGGGGACACAGAGGCACAUAAAAUAGUUCAGCUGUUAGCAAACCUGUCACCCCACCCCGGGCAGUCUGAACAGCUGUCACUGCCCUGUGUCCUCAGACAGGAAUUCACCUUCCUGCUCAGCUCACCAAGCACAUUCUUGAGGAAGCCCUGGUGGGGACAGAACACCGUCAGCGUAUCAUGUUUGUUUGGUUCUUUUGGAGUUUGUGUGUAUGUUUCAGUGGGAGUGUUAAGUGGUGCCUCUAGUGAAACACACCAGCCUGUAGUUAACCGCUCCACCAGAGCUCAUUUGAAUCCUGCCCGGAGCUCACUAAUUAGUUCCUGUACACAUCUGCUCUCAGCACAGCUGUGUGACUUUAUAGUUUCUAAGGGUAAAAACACACAAAAAAGAACUUUUUUUUUUCUUUCUCUUAAUGAGAAAGACUUCUAAUUUUAAGUUUUUCUGUGACUUCCAUGGAUCAAAUUUGAACAUGGAAAUAGCUAACAAUUAAAAUUACUUUUGUUCCCCAGGUAAAAGAGCAAAGCUGCUCUCUCUGCCCACAGCACCUGGGAUCAGGCAGCAGUGAUGUCCAUCUCAUUGUGUGCCCUCAAACUCUUUACCUCUUGUUCUCCCUUAAACAGGAAGAUCUUCCUCCUCGUUUGAUCAUAGAAAACAUGCUUAAGGUAGAAAAUACCUUAACUUUAUCAUCUACCCCAAAUUCAUAAUUCCGAGUAUGACAUUAAAACUAGAGAGAUUGCUUUAAGAGAUUUUUCUCCAACAAGAAAUCCCCUUUUAAAUAAAAGUUUUUAAAUUAUAAUUAUUUGUUCUUACCUAUUUAGUAUGUUAAAACCUUUUAUUUAACUUAAAAUAUAUACACACAUAUAUACAUAUAUGUGUGUAUAUAUACAUAUAUAAUGAUUUUGAGCUUACAACUGCUUUAAAUCAAUCCUUGAUGGUUGUCAGCCAGAGCUUCUAGCAGCUGGCAGCCCUGCUCCCUGUGAUAGUGAGCCUAAGGGACCGAAAUGCUCACCUCACUAGUUGGCUAGUUGACCCCAUUCUGAGAGAUUUUAAGUACAGUAGUUGUGGGUUAUUUACAAUGUUAACCAUUUCACUUUAAAAUAUGAACCAAUAAAAAGGGGAGCUGGCUAAGUGCUGAGUUCCCACACUAGGUAUCUUUGAAAUAAGCCCAAGGAAUCCUGACCCUUAAUCAGGCAACAAUAGGGAAGGCUGAAAACAAAAUGAGUAAACACCCGAAAGAACUCAUCACUUAAGACUCACUAACAUCCUGCCUCUGUGUGCUCUCAGAACAUACACGAGGAAGAAUUAGCAUCUCCCACUCAUGUGCUCUAAUGGUGGUCACUCCACAUGAAGAUCAGAUAUUGGUAGCCAAGCCUGAGUUCUGCAGACAGACAGAUUCCCAUUUCACCGGCUCUCAAGCUCUGGCCCAACAGAGAUGCUCCAGUACAGUCACAAUAAGGACUAGUGGCGGGGGAGCCUGUUGGCAUUAAAUUGUUUACAUUUCUUUAUAAAAUAAUGUGCUUUCGGUGCCUUAGUUACAGGUCCCUUUCUUUUCCUGUUCCAAGAAUUCUAUAAUGUGUUCUCAGAUAAAGUCUCUCCUUGUUACUCACUAGGAGGAAAAAUGGUAUCUCCAUCCUGGCCCCUGGUUGCCAGAAACAAAACACUAUAUUGUAACUUGGAGAAGAGCGCUGGGUGCUGAGCUGGCGGCUGCCUUGGAGUUCUUCACUCUAAGAUGAACAUGGCUUGGCCGAGCGAUGGACUUCAGACUAGAUAAGGCUCUGAAGGUGUCUUGUAACCUACCUUAAAUUUUUGUUUCAGAGACUUGGUUUUGGUACCUCGUUUUCUAAAAAGAUGAUUAUCUGGAGAACACCAGGUUUGAAAAACAACUCACAGAAUGGCCUUAGCGUUCAGUGUCCACUGGAAUGCUUGUGAGGUGUUGUCUGUAAAAUGCAUCCAGAAUAAAGUGGGGUGAACGACA
Peromyscus californicus insignis is the source of this 4368-nucleotide messenger RNA. RefSeq names its product lysocardiolipin acyltransferase 1 (gene Lclat1). Gene Ontology annotation, cellular component: endomembrane system. The record is from RefSeq and is a predicted model, not a curated record. The coding region runs from base 182 to 1312 and encodes 376 amino acids. Lineage: Eukaryota; Metazoa; Chordata; Mammalia; Rodentia; Cricetidae. The transcript has 6 exons. Gene Ontology annotation, molecular function: acyltransferase activity.